UGCUGUUUUUGAUAUUUAUUAGAGUUUCUCCCAGCAUGUGGCAAUAUGUUGCUGUACAGUCAUGGCUUUGUAUCUCCUUAACCACAAUAGUUUUUCAGGUUACAAAUUAUGAGCAGUUAUCAAACAGUGGCGCCAUAAUACCUUAUUAUUCUCAAUUUUGAGGCUAAAAUUAUUCAAAAUAAUUGACUAACCUUACUGAUGUACAGUGUAUAUCGAUACCAUGCAUUUUCCUCUGAGGCCAGGCCUUCCAAUGUAGCCUCAAGCAUCAUAAGGUCCAUAUUAUUGAGUGUAACAUUUUAUAAAUCUCCUAAAUCUUUUAAUUUGUACAUUCUUCUGUCGUUUUAUCAAAUGUCUUGCAAGUAGACGGUAGCUCUUAUUUUACUAUCAUAAUGUCUUACCCCGCACCCUGUUCAUCAAUGGAAAGCCAUAUGACUCUACAAGACAACAUAAUAGUUAGGUCAAUAUUUAUUAUUUUAUUUAUUUUCAUCUGAAUAAAUCAGCAUACAAAAAUAUUCAGCCUAUGUUUGCAUGAUGUUUGAAAAUCCCAGCAGUGCUGCUGAGCUUAAUUCACUCAUACUGUACAUACCAUCAGAAGAUCGUGGUUCCCAUAGAGGAAUGAAUAAAAACCUUUAGGAUGUAUCCCUUAGGAUCAGGCCAGUUCACACUGACCCGUUAUGUUUUAAUCUGUACAUAUUUAUCCAUACAUACAUUACUGGAAUUUGACAUUUCAGUGUUUUGAUAUUAUGGCUGGCUUGUAAUAAUUGUAAUAAAUGCUACUGUGUUACAGGGGUUCUUGUUCAAAGGGAAAACAUUUUUUAGCUUAUGAUACCUCUCGCAAGAUCCUGAAGAUUCUGUAUUAUUUUAUCAAUAGCACACUUUACUUAAUGGUUGGAAACACCGAUGGGUACAAGAAAAAGGUCUAAAUGAUUCAGACAAUUGAAAUAAGCGCUUGUUAUGUGUACAUGGUAGCUACACAUUUAUUUAUGUAUACUUUUUUGUGAAUUUGUUUUAAAAUAGAUUAAAGGCAUAAGACACAUAUGACUACACGAUCAAUUUGUUAAACAGUAAACUACAGGUAUACAGCAUUGCACUUUUUAAUUUACAGUUCAUAUACCAAGAGUUAAAUAACCCUGAAUUAACAGGGCAUGUUACUACACAUGACUUUCAUUUACCAAACCCAAGGCUUGUUGAACCAUAGUCAAAUUUUUUAGAAACACAUUCACACCCUGCGUCACUAAGAAUGAGGAAGUGACUGACAUUUCUACUUGUGAAAGAUAAAAAGCCAUAAGUAACUUGAUACUAGAUAUUAUAGAUAUAUUAUGAUAACUAGGACAAAGAUAAGUGAAAGGACAAUAGUUAAUAAAUAUCUACAAAAUAUAGUUUAUGAAUAAAUUGUUAAUAAAAGGCGCAAUGCUCUAUCUUGUAGUGUGUUUUUAUUUAUUUAUUUUUUAAGUGGUGGUUCCUGUAGUCACAUUAGUUCUAGGACUUUGAUUGUUUAGGAGUUUGGACUAGUCGUGAUUGUUUUUUAACCUGAACUUUCCCAUUUUGGUACAAUCUCUGAAUGUUUCUUUUUUAAGACACAUGUUUAUUCUCACGAGUUUGGCCCUGAAAGGCUUCCGUAAUCGUCGAGUUCUCCAACAUGUUAAUUAAAGCAUUUCCGUGUGGACAGUCACGAACGCUUUUAAACCGUUUAGACGGCCAUAACUAAGGCUGACCUCUAAGUCAGUGUUUACUGACUUUGUGUAAGAGAGAAGUAAGAAGAGAGGGAGGCAGUGUGAUUGACAGAGCAAGCAGCGGAUAACGGAGAUGUUCUAGGACCUGGAUAUUAACUAGAGCCUUGCUUGUGUCUAAUAUUUAGAGUUGAAGAUGUUGCGCUACAUAGUCAUCUUCUCUACGCUUCUCAUGAUGGCAGUACAAGUCCGAGCCCAAUGUGGGAGCCCGGAUAUUGGAGAAAAUCGGAUUAUGAUUGAAGCAUCAGAAGAAGACACUUUUCCUGAAGGCUUCACUAUAAAGUACAAGUGUGCCACCGGUUAUGUUUCUGUGAGAACAACUUCCAAAUCAAUCACCUGCAACGGAACCCAGUGGAGCGAUCUGCAACUUGAGUGCAAAAAAAAGUCCUGUGGAAAUCCUGGUGAGCUUCUCAGUGGGAAAUAUAUUUAUCAACCUACAGAUGGAAUUUUGUUUGGAGCAGUCAUCACAGCAGAGUGUUUAAAAGGUUACCAGCUUGUUGGAAACCCGACUAGAAAUUGCAGAGAAAAUGGCUGGGAUGGGAGACAUCCUACAUGUGAAGUGGUGAAGUGUUUACCGCCUCCCGGUGUAAAAUCUGGAAUGUUUGAACCAGAAGAAGAUUCUUACCAAUUAGACGAAACAGUACAAUACUCUUGUGAAAAGGGUUUCCAUCUUUUUGGAGCUACCCUAUUAACGUGCUCCAGUAAUGGAACUUUUGAGCCUGCUCCUCCUCGGUGUCUGCGUGUGAGUUGCGAGAGACUCGAAAUCCCACACGCAGAUCGAAUCGAAGGAAAAUCACCACCUUAUACUUACAGACAAUUUGUUCGCUUCCAGUGUCAUAUAGGCUACAAAAUGGAAGGGUCUGAUAUCCUGACCUGUGAAGAAGCAGGAUGGAAUCCACCUCCUCCUCGGUGCAAUGCGAUCGUCUGUGAUUCACCGGUUAUCUCAAAUGGGGUUGUCAGUGGAGGCUUAAAAACUUACAAUUACAAUGACCAAGUGCAAAUCAGCUGCAAUAAAGGCUACAGAAUAGUUGGGCAUAGUAACCUGACCUGUAAGGAACAGGGGUGGUCUCCAUCUCUCCCACACUGUAUCGAGUUGACCUGCAAUGCACCCAAGAUUACAAGGGCAGUCAUAGUUGGAGGAGAGGCACCAUUCUAUAAAUAUAAUUCGUCUCUCCAGGUUCAGUGUAAUAAAGGCUACCAAAUAGAGGGUACUGACCGCAUGACCUGUAAGGAAAAUGGAUGGAAUCCACCUCCUCCAAAGUGCAACAUUGUUACCUGUUCACCACCUCCUUCUAUAAACAACGGGCAACUUAACCAUCCGAAGCAGUCAUACGAGUAUGGACAAACAGUCACAUACUCAUGUAAUAAAGGGUUUCAAUUUGUAGGUGACUCAAAAACAUCAUGUAAUGAAUAUGGAAGAUUUUAUGAUCCUCCUCAGUGUCUGGUGGUCUGUGAUGAACCCAAAAUUGAUAAUGGAUUUAUAAUUGGAGAGAAAUCUACAGUUUAUGUAAAUAAAGCAUCAGUCCAGGUCCAGUGUAAGCGUGGAUACCACAUGAAGGGGUUUGAUACUCUGACCUGUGAGGAAAACGGAUGGAAUCCAGCUCCUCCACAGUGCCACUUCAGUUAUUGGAUUUGGAUUCUUGUAAUUGUAGUUAUACUGAUUGUACUUUCUUGUGCUGUUUGCUGUUAUAUAAAAUUCCAAAAAAGUGAAGAAUCUAAAGACUGCCUCAAACCAGAAAACUGUACACUGGUCAACAUAUCCUCCAGAGUUCCUCCAACAGAGGAAACCUCAGGGAAAAACGUCUACUGAUACACUUCCCAGAGUCUCUAAGGCUAAUUUAAACAUUUGGAGACAUAUUCUGCAGUGCUGGCAACUCGCUUUAGGUUAUUAAAUAGGCUUAGCAUUCAUCUAAACUGUUCAAAGGAAACUCUGCUCUAUAUUCAGUUCUGCAAACCUCAUAUUUGUAAUCUACCACCGACUUGAUUUUUGCAGUUUUUGUAUUAUGGUGUGCUAAAUAUUUGUAGAAUGAAGUUUUCUGUGCACUUAGCAUCACAAAAUUCAAAAAAGUUCACAGACUGAGUUGAAUGAAAUAUAUCAAUGAUUAGCUGUUACUUUGCACUAUAAAGGAUACAUGUAUUAUUUUGACCAAAAUAUUUCCUUUUUUAAUUAUCAGCGAGCAGCUGAAUUUAUAUUCACAUUGUAAUAUGUUGUAAGGCGAUAAGAUUCUUUGAAUUGGAAAAGAGAUGUCCUUUAAGCCCAAUUUCUAAAAUGUGAAAUAAGGUGUGUAUAUGUAAGUAAAUUUACUACCCCUAAUGGGGAAGGAUAAUAUUGCAGCAUUUCAGAUGUAAGGAAUAAAUCAUGACAAAGUAUAUGUUUUAAUACUUUUCUGCAAGAGAUUUUGCCAAAGUUAGAUUUUUAUUUUUGUAUUUAUUUAUUAAUGAAUGUAGGUUUAAUGUUGUAGACCUUUCUUGUGCUAGAAAACCUACUGAAUGUUGCACAUAAUCUACAAAUGUUAAAUAAACAUUAUCAAAAGCUUCUCAA
Molecule: messenger RNA, 4272 nt
Organism: Hemibagrus wyckioides
Lineage: Eukaryota; Metazoa; Chordata; Actinopteri; Siluriformes; Bagridae
Product: membrane cofactor protein-like
Exons: 14
Coding region: 1867-3540 (557 amino acids)
Source: RefSeq, a predicted model, not a curated record